AUGGUUUAUGAGACAUCUUAUGGCACGGGCCAGAAGCCCUUCAGCCCGGACCUCGAUCGUGGAAAAUGGGAAAAGCCCACCGAUUUCCUAUUCGCCUGCUUUGGACUCGCCCUGAAGCUGGACAUCUUUGUGGCCUCGUAUUGGUUCUUCUUCGAUAUGGGAAUUUGCGGCAUACUUCCUUACUACAUAUACAUGGUCAUCUAUUUGGUCCCGAUUCUGGUGAUACAUUCCUUCAUGGGGCAGUUUUCCAGCAGCGGCUUCAUAUCAGCAUUUCGUGUGUCGCCGUUUUUCAAGGGCAUGGGGUAUGUCAGCACCUUCUUAACCAUCUCCAUGCUCAUCUACUAUGGGAUCUUUGCGGCUGUACCGCUUUUGUUCAUCAUCAACUCUGUUCAUCCCACGCUGCCAUGGAGUUGUGAGGGAAUGAAGUCCUGGCACAAUGAAUCCAGUGACCAACUGACCAUAUGCAAUUUUUCAAAAACCGAGGAGGACUUACUCUAUCUAAACGACAACGGAACAGUCGACUAUUACACAAAGAUACUCCAUGUACCGUCGGUUCUCUAUUUCCAAAAACACUUUGACACCCUUGAUGAGUCUAGGUUUCCCGAUCUGAGUCGGGAGUACGAGCUAUCCUGGCACUUUGUGGGCUUCUUUAUCCUGGUCUGGGCCAUCAUUGGCUUCAUCUUUUACAAGUUCUCGGAGACUGCAAAGUUUGGAAAGUUGCUGCGGUUCAUGGUCUUGAUUACACUGGGUCUUUUGGGAGUCUGCUUUGUGCGGUUCCUCUUCCUACCCGGAUCCAUCAAUGGACUUUUGAAUUACUUGACGCCGCGCCGCGAGGACUUGAUAAUGGGAAGCGGCUCCACCUUUAUUAUGGUGCUGCAGGCCUUCGGCGCUGGCUGGGGAAGUGUGAUGGCGCUCUCCAGCUUCAACGGCUUCAAAACGAACAUAAUGUCCUACAGUUGGAUUAUUUCCUUUGGCCAGAUCUUCAUUUAUAUAUUUUUCGGAUUGGUCACCUUUAUGCUCGAACAUUACUACGAAGAAAUGAAAACCGAAAACUUUGACACACAUGUCAUAAACCAUUGGCUGUUGUUCCUGUCGAGUGCCAGUGCUUUGGCCUCCAUGGAGUGGCCCAACAUGUGGACCGUGAUAUACUACUCGAUGCUACUGCUGGCUGCCCUCAUUGUGAUGAUCACUCAAAUAUUCACGGUACUGACGAGUGUGUUUGACGAGUUCGAGGGGCUACGAAAGUACAAACAGGAAGUGACCUUUGGCCUGAUUGGUGGCCUGGCCCUCUGCUCCUUCUUUUUUUGCACAAAUCAUGGCAUCGUGUACUUCUCUGCUUUGGCUCUGGAUGCCAUCUGGUCGCAUAGCAUUCUUCAUUUGCUGCUGCUGCUGGUGGUUCUGUGGAUCUAUGGACGGGAACGCUUUCAGCGGGACAUUGAGUUCAUGUUGGGCCAGCCUUUUGCCUCAUGGAAGAUUUUCAUUCUCCGCUUCAUAGCUCCCCUUAUACUGAUAGUGUCGCUGUUGAUGGGCAUAGCCGUGGCCUUAAUGGAGCACUCUUAUUCCUCGAUGAUUGUUUUGGUGAUCAGUGUGUUUCUGGUGGUGAUACCAUUGCUGGUGAUACCCGGCUAUGGGCUGUACAACAUGUACCAGAGCACAGGCAGCUGUUGGGAGCGGUUCAGGCGAACAUGCCGCCCCACCGAUUGGUAUCCUGUGGAGAUGGAGCAUCGACAGCAGUACGAGGAGGCUGUGGGCAACACCGAUGUGACCCAUCAACUGUUCGAGGUCACCGACGAGGUCAACUAA
Messenger RNA from Drosophila pseudoobscura, 1803 nucleotides. Its product is annotated as sodium- and chloride-dependent neutral and basic amino acid transporter B(0+)-like. NCBI's taxonomy places the organism in Eukaryota, Metazoa, Arthropoda, Insecta, Diptera, Drosophilidae. The transcript has 9 exons. Gene Ontology annotation, biological process: sodium ion transmembrane transport. Gene Ontology annotation, molecular function: L-amino acid transmembrane transporter activity. The record is from RefSeq and is a predicted model, not a curated record. Gene Ontology annotation, cellular component: plasma membrane. Bases 1 to 1803 code for a protein of 600 amino acids.